Messenger RNA from Peronospora belbahrii, 720 nucleotides. The record is from the annotation of a GenBank genome assembly. Lineage: Eukaryota; Oomycota; Peronosporomycetes; Peronosporales; Peronosporaceae.
AUGACGUUACAUGAAGAUGCAGAUUUGUUCAUGGACGAUUUUAUUUUCCAAGAGACUGAUGCUUCGGAUCUAUCACUACUGGAAUUUGACCCAAACGAUAUACUACUGACACCCAUUAUUGAGUCGUCUAGGAGCCACACGCACUUACAGCAGACGCUAUUUCCAGCCACUGUCAGCCAGUUCCCACCCAGUCCAGUGACGACUGAUGAUGAUAGCACAGAUGCUGAAGCCUCGACAUCGCCUCCUGCUGAUUUGAAGCAGUCGACGAAUUCAUUGCAAGUGGAUACAGAUUCGACGUUGUCUCCUGCAGCCGAAGAAUCAUCGCUGCGCUUGUUCAUGACGAUGCACUCGCCACUGCCAAGCGGACAGAACCUGCUCGCGUCUAGAGCGCACAAGAUCAUCAGCAAAAGUAGCAGCAAUAUCACCAACAGCUCAGUCACGUCAACUCCCAUCAAUGCAUCCAAGUCGAUGCAGUCUACUGACAAGAUGCAGCCAAUGCCAGCAUUGAAGCCGUUCCCGAACGCCCUGCCCUACGCGAUGCCGGUGGCGUACUUCACACCAUCAUUCGAUGCCAACCAAAAGCGACCAUUGGCUUACACCCUUCCUGGCACGGCUUCACUCAGUGCGUAUGAGUCUGUGUCGUCUUCUAGCUCCAUUACUGUUGCUGCUGCAACCAGCGACAACUCUAAUGCAAAGAAGUCCAAGCGCGAGAUCCGCUAG